GUCAUCGCCGUGCGACGGUGCGAGAACCACAGGCCACAAGUCUCCCCCACCACCACCCCUUUGUCGUUUCUGAUCUCCACCGCAGGUGUCAAGAGCCAAAGAAAGAAAAGAAAGAAUCGGCUAACCCGCACUGUCCAUUAUGGUGAAAACAAUAUCGAUUGAACCCGCCGACAUAUCAGAUCAACGAGACCCACAACUCCCCCAUCCACACCUUCCGUCGACCGUCAUAUCUUAUCUCCACCACGAAAUCAAGAUUUCAGAGAAUCAAAAACCCAAAACGAAAUCACAAAACGCCCCCCAAAUAUCUCUGUUUUUGUUACCGCGGAUAUGGCAGAGGAGGGAAAGAAGAAAAAGGCGGCACAUUUCGUGCUCGUCCACGGCGCCUGCCACGGAGCUUGGUGCUGGUUCAAGCUCAAGCGCCUCCUCGAAUCGGCCGGCCACCGCGUCACCGCCGUGGACCUGGCGGCUUCCGGGAUCGACGGCGAGGCGAUUCACCGGGUCCCCACUUUCCGUCACUACACGCAGCCGCUGCUCGACGCUCUGGAAACGGCAGCCGGCGGCGACGACGAUGAAAGGGUGGUUCUAGUUGGGCAUAGUUCUGGCGGCCUGGGUUGCGCCCUGGCUAUGGAGACUUUCCCGGGGAAGAUUGCGGUGGCGGUUUUCUUGUCGGCUUUCAUGCCUGACACGCUCCAUUCCCCGUCGUUCGUUCUGGAUCAGUACUGUGCAAGAGCAACACCAAGGGCGUGGCUGGACACCGAGUUCGCACCAGCCAGCAGCUCGCAACCCGAUUUCCUGACCAUGCUAUUUGGGCCUGAAUUCCUCUGUUCCAGGCUCUACCAACUCUGUUCCAAAGAGGAUUUGGAGCUGGCGAAGGCGAUGGUGAGACCGAGCUCUCUGUACUUGCACGAUCUGAGCAAGACAGAGAAGUUUACAGAGGAAGGAUACGGUUCAGUACGCAGAGUCUUUGUGAUUUGCAAUGAGGAUCGAGCGAUAAAAGAGGAGUACCAGAGAUGGAUGAUUGAGAAUUACGUCGUCGAAAGAGUGAUGGAGAUCAAGGAAUCGGAUCACAUGGCUAUGCUUUGUGAACCCAGGAAGCUCUUCGAUUGUCUUUCUGAGAUAGCACAUAAUUACUCUUGAUCGGUGGUAGUAUGAAAUUUUUUGCAAAGGAUUUCGCGAAGAGGAAGGCCUUGCAGAGUCGCCGUCUCUGUUUUUAUAGUGGCUCAAACUGAUUUAACAGUAUCAGUUACACAUUGCUCAACUUAAAAUAAACAGAGCUUAUAACACGAAAUUUGAAACGUCUUUUUCUUAUUAUGUUUCUCUUCGAGCAAUCCCGAUCAAUCGAGGAUUUCUUCAGCUGCUUCAUCCUUUCAGUUUGAUACGAUGAGUAUAAAAACACGAAGAAAAGAUUAUGCACCAUUAUUUUUUAAUGAUAAUAACACACUGACAGCGUUAAGUGAGUGGCUGAUGAAAUUGAUGAGAUUGUCUAGACAAAUUAGCUUAUCAGUAUCAAAGAUUGCAUAGGUAAAUAACACAGAUUUCUUUAGCGUGAUUUCGUCAAUAUAACAUUAGUUCAGUG
Messenger RNA from Linum trigynum, 1576 nucleotides. NCBI's taxonomy places the organism in Eukaryota, Viridiplantae, Streptophyta, Magnoliopsida, Malpighiales, Linaceae. The record is from the annotation of a GenBank genome assembly.